Physcomitrium patens is the source of this 2609-nucleotide messenger RNA. RefSeq lists its product as uncharacterized. NCBI's taxonomy places the organism in Eukaryota, Viridiplantae, Streptophyta, Bryopsida, Funariales, Funariaceae. The record is from RefSeq and is a predicted model, not a curated record.
ACCGGCAGCGUGGUCUUCCUCAUUUUGCACCGCGGGUCUAUAAGAGCGAGGUUUGCGCUCCAGCGAUCAAUCGAUCAGUCGGUCAUUUUUUCGUGUGUCAGCGCUGUCGCUUCUGCAUUGUCACUCGGGGCGUGACUUCGCUUUGGCUGUCAGUUGAUGAAAGUGGCGAGUGUGAGCGUAACGAAGCCACGGGCGGUGACAUUGGUCGUGCGGGCAUUGCAAAUGAGUAGAUCACGAGGGGAGUGUUGUUGUGCGCGGUGGUGCCCCAGUUGUUUUGUGCUGUCUUUCUGCACUCCGUUUGGUUGUCGGAGCAUUGGUUGAGGGAUAGAAAACGGAGAGAGAGAGAGAGAGAGAGAGAGAGAGUGAGUGACGGUCGGGCGGUCCUGGACGCUGGUCGAAUUAUUAACCAUUUUUGCGGUUGUGUCCGACACCGAGGAAGUGGAGCGAGUAUAUACAUGUACACAGUGGCGUGGUUUGUAGAGGCCGGGAGUGUGAAAAGUAUUUGGAAGAUUUUUGAUUGACUCGGGGGGCUGGAUUGUGAGCAUUUAAGUGGGAGCAGGAGCGAAUCUGAGCAGGAUCCAAACGUAGUGCACGAGCGGCGAGUUAGUUGCGUUUCCAAGGGUUGUAAAAUCCUCUGCCUUCGAUUUGUAAAGCCGCAGUAUCAUAUAUUUUAGCGUUCGAUUUGUUCGGAGUCAGAUGGCAGGGGGUGGUAAUAGUCCUGUGGUAGCCGUUAAGUUAUCGGGAUCCACGCAAGCAGAGUCGUGGUCGGAGGGCAAGCUCUUGGGAGGAGACGUUGUGCUUCAGGUCAGCAGCGAGAGUGGAGUUAUGCUUGUAGCUCCAUUUUCCGGCGGAAAGUCAGGCCUUUUACGUGAACUGAAGAAACUAUAUAAUGCAUCAGGGGGAGUUAGGGUCAAGGUCAAGAGAGGUCCAUCAAUAAUUGAGGUUCGAGCCAAGGUCGCAGUGGAUGAGAGUUCUCUGCUGAAGAAGACUUAUGUAUUAGCCUGCUCAACUGAUACCGGUUACGUAGCAACAUUGGUGGAUGCUAUGGAACAAGACUGCUUGGUUCUGCAAGAUAAAAGUCGAAAGAUUAUGGAAGCAUCCAGGAUGCUCAAGGACUUUUCCAAGAAAGAUGAGCUUCUGUUGAAACUGAGUAGUAUGAAGUUGAAAGACAGCUAUGUUUCUUAUCCUUGGGAGCAGAAGAUGUUGACUUUCCUACCUGUUUCUGGCUCUGCAAUGGUGUUUUCCCUACUCCUCAUGCCACCCACUCUGUCACCAAAGGCUCGCGAUGUCGCUGGUGUUGAGCAAACAUCAGCCCGAGCGGUUGCAUGGUUGUCUGCUGCUCAGGCUUCUGGGGUGCCAAUUACCUUCGUCAAUAUUCAGACAGAACCUAUUUUCAUGCAAUUUGCAGAUUAUCAAGUGCCUGGCUACAGGCAGGAUCCGGCGGUUAUUGGCAACACUGGAUGUUACAGAAUUCAGGAUAGAGAAGCCAUGGAUGUGGACGUUGUGAGGGCAGUGCGAUUAUGGUAUUCGCCUGCGGCUGCUGAGCUUGCGAUCGACCUGAAACCUGAAGAGAAUGAAUCUCGCUUGGGUGUUGGCAUCAGCUGCACAGAGGAGGGAUUUUGCCAUGUCUCUUCCGUAGAUCCAGGCACGGUGGCUGAUAGGGCAGGGCUGCAGACCGUGUACCAAGCCGCUUGUGCAGCAGGAAAGCUGCUUGUUAUCUCCCGGCUGGGAGGAGAUAAGAUUACGCCCUGGCUAGUCGCAUCUUCUGGUUCUAUACGUUGUUAUGACACCAUCUCAUUGUCAAACAAACUCUCGCUGCACCGGCAGACAGGUCAGUCCAUUCGUCUACAUGUUAUGGUGUGGGAGGGUGCUCUCACAGCCAACCUGUACAAUUCUAUAGAGGAUACUCCAAGCCGGGAGAAGGGAGUUCCCUCUGGUGGAUAUACCAAUCGAAGUGCCUACAGAAAUUCCGGGGAUCACCCAAAGUAUUACUCCAACCCAAAAGAGAAGCAUUACAUGUCGAAGGAUUCACAAGAUUCACAAGAUUUUGAUAGUAAUGCAGAACCAUCACUAGGCAUGAGCGAUUCGUAUUUGCCGUAUAAAUACAUCAACUGAUUUCUCUGUAGGAUGCCAUUGUUCCAGAAGAACCUCAGGUUUUGAUCCACGAGGAGAAAUCCCUCGAAUGGUCUACUGUACAUACUGAACUUCCCAGUGAUUGGGCGGUUUCGAGAAGCGUUGGCAAGAGAGAGAAAGGCGGUUUGGCGCUACGAGGUUCCGAAUGUUGAAUGAACGUUCGAAGUGCACCAUACGGCGGCAUUUCUCACAGAAUGUAUAUAAGUAGGUGUAAAUAAUUUCUCUUUUUGGUAUCCACUGUUUGUCACACAUUCGUACGCGUUUCAGCAUAGUCGUUUCUGUUCUCAUGUAUGACAUAGUUUACGGCCCAUUGCUGUUGCGUAGUAUCAGCAUUGCUAGUAUGCAGUGGCCGAAAUCGGGGUCCAGAUGUAGACAUUACUGUGGUUUGGCGAGCGAGGGUUGUGCACAACGCCUACGCAUGUACAUGCUGCAACAGUUGAUUAUAAUUAGUACUUACCAUCAGGCUCCUUUAUCAA